Messenger RNA from Ambispora gerdemannii, 903 nucleotides. NCBI's taxonomy places the organism in Eukaryota, Fungi, Glomeromycota, Glomeromycetes, Archaeosporales, Ambisporaceae. The record is from the annotation of a GenBank genome assembly.
AUGUUUCCUUCCGAACAGUCGAAUAGUGCUCGUAUGUCUUCCUUGUCAUUCUUUCCCUCGCUGCGCGAUAUUACUCUUACACCUUCGACUCAAACUUUUUACCAACCUACAUCCGAAUCAGCUGAUAUGCCUUCAUUGAUUUGGAGCGUAAUCAAUAAAUUUUGGGAAAAUUCUGACGCACUCAUCGCUCACCAAAAUAAACUCUACAUAUUCCGCAACAAAGACCUCUUCGAAGUCGACAAGGGCACCACGCGAAGAGUUUUGAGUGGAUGUGGCAAAAUCAUUGCUGCCACUAAAUUCAAAGAUGACGUUUACAUCUCAACGCAGAUUGGUGAAAUAUGGUGCAUCAACCUUUUGACCUUUGAACUUCGAUGCAUCAUCAAAAAUUUGAACAAUGUACGUGCUCUCGUCACCUUCGAAAAUGGCAUUUUUGCAUUCGGUGACAAACUUUGGCGAAUUGAUACUAUUAACGGCAAAUGCGAAAGUUUAGAUAGUAGUGACUGGCGUUCGACUGUAUCCGCCGCCGUGUUAGGUGAUAGCGUUUACGUAGUCACCAGACACGGAGACCUGUGGAGAAUCGAUCUGCGAGAUUAUACCAAAAUAAUUAUUAAGCGGGGCGGGCAAGAUCCAGAUUUGAUUCUGGCGUAUCAAGAUAAUUUGUACCUGUUUUCAAAAGGUCUUUAUAAGGUCAAUGUAGACGGUUCUUGCGAGAAAAUUGAAGACAAUUUGAGCGGAAUCUUGACAGGUGUUUCCUCUUCUGAUGCGAUGUAUAUCAUAUUCAAUUCUGGCGAACUUUUUAGAAUUAUAGAGGUUACUGGAGAGGGUUAUUCUGACGAACUUUUUCUUGAAGAAGAUUUUGAUAUCGAUAUUAUUAACUUUACACAUGGCCAUUUUUCCGUGUAG